GACGACGUCAUCACUCGCGCGCGCUCACUCACUAAGCGUCGAGUCUCCCGAAGAGAGACAUUCAUGUCCAUUGAAGCUCCUCCCACAACAAUCACCCAUUCAGUAAUUCACCAAUAAAUGCUAAAGUGAAGACAAUUAUUAGGAAGAGAUGACAUCUGUAAAGACUGAGUUUAUUAAAGAGGAAAGAGAGAAGAUGGGAGAUCCAGAACCCUGCAGAAUCAAACACACUGAAGAUACUCAAGAACAAACAGAAGAAAAUGAGAAUGAAGAAUCAACUGAAGUUAAGGAGAAAAAUCAUGCUAAAACUAGAGAAAAACCCUUGAGCAGCUCUCAAAUCAAACAGAAAGAUUUAGAGAAACAAAGAGACAAGAAAUCUUUCACCUGUCCUCAGUGUGGAAGGAGUCUUGCAAGCAAAACAUGUCUUGAUAUUCACUUGAGAGUUCAUACUGGAGAGAGACCAUUCACUUGUGAUCAGUGCGGGAAAAGUUUCACUCAGUCAUCAUGUCUUAAGGUACACAUGAACAUCCACACUGGAGAGAAACCUUACAAGUGUUCACACUGUGACAAGAGAUUCAGCUGGUCAGGAAGCCGGAAAGUACAUGAGAUGACCCACACUGGAGAGAAACCGUACACAUGUGAUCAGUGUGGGAAGAGUUUCACAAUAAAAGGACAACUUUCAGUACAUAUGAGAGUUCAUACAGGAGAGAAACCAUUCACUUGUGAUCAAUGCGGGAAAAGUUUCACUUGGUCAUCAUGUCUUAAAGAACACAUGAGCAUCCACACUGGCAAGAAACCAUACAAAUGUUCAUACUGUGACAAGAGAUUCAGUCAGACAGGAAAUCUGAAUAAACAUGAGAGGUUCCACACUGGAGAGAAACCGUACACAUGUGAUCAGUGCGGGAAGAGUUUCACAUUAAAAGGACAACUUACAGAGCAUAUAAGAAUUCAUACUGGAGAGAAACCAUUAACUUGUGAUCAAUGUGGGAAGAGUUUUAGAAAAUCAUCACAACUUUAUAUACACAUGAACAGCCACACUAGAGAGAAACUGUACACAUGUAAUCAAUGCUGGAAAACGUUUUUGUGGGCUUCAGCCCUAAAGCAGCACCUGAGACUUCAUACACGGGAGAAGCCAUAUUCAUGUGAUUUGUGUGGAAAGAGCUUUUCAUUGCCACAAACUUUGAAACGUCAUCAGAAAACACAUACUGGUGAGAGAGAGUACAUGUGCAUUGAGUGUGAAAAGACUUUUACUACAGCAAAGUGUUUAAAACGUCAUGAGAGGAUCCACACUGGAGAGAAACCUUACAAAUGUUCACACUGUGACAAGAGAUUCAGUGAUCCAUCAAAUCUGAAAAGACACGAGAGGAUUCACACUGGAGAGAAACCGAAUCACUGAAUGUGGGAAGUAUUUCAAUUGUUCAUCCGCUCUACUGAAGGAGAGGAUUGAGUGGAUGCCGCUGAUCAUAUCCUUUUUUCAAUAUAUAUAUAUAUAUAUAUCAUUAAUAUUGUGUAAUUAUUAAUCAAGCGUUUGAUCAGUAUUUAACCUCCAAGAUUGUUGUAUGAUUUAACUAAAGUAAACAGCCAUCUAUAUACGUAUAGAUAGAAGCAUGCUACUUACACAGAUAUAUUUUUCCUUUUAGAAGUGUUUUGAAGUAACAGACAGGAGCAUAUGUGAGUGUAUUCCUUCUCCUAGGGUCACAAGGUCAGCUUAAAGGGUCAGGAGAGGCCCUUCCUCCACGUGCGCUGCGAGGGGUGAAAAAAAUGUAGAACUGUGACAUUUAGAAAUGUAUACUAGAUAUUAAGAAUCCUGUUCUAUCCUGUAUUUCUAUUCCUCAAGAUUAAUGUCGGCCUAUUAUGUGUGUGUAUCCAACCGUAGUGAUAAGACACUUGCCAAUGCUAGAGAACCUUGAAUUGUUUGAAUUGAAGCUGACUUCUGCUGAUGGAACUGCAAACUAUUUUCUUCAAGUAAAAUUAUUAUUAUUAAUUGAA
This is a messenger RNA of Carassius gibelio (silver crucian carp), 1986 nucleotides long. RefSeq names its product gastrula zinc finger protein XlCGF52.1. Bases 149 to 1393 code for a protein of 414 amino acids. The transcript has 3 exons. The record is from RefSeq and is a predicted model, not a curated record. Lineage: Eukaryota; Metazoa; Chordata; Actinopteri; Cypriniformes; Cyprinidae.